GUACUGACUCUGAGUGAACUUCGUUCCGUUCAGAACUGCACGUCUCAUCUGGCUUGUCAAUCACGCUGCAGGUACAAUUUAGAUUUACGUUGAGUAAAAUGAUACAAUUACGCGGUAUUUUCCGGAACGCGUUACGUCACGCAGAACAAUGUCUGUCUGUGAAAAGCCUAUAUACGCCCAGGGCAUCCAUCUCCACUGGACCUCAGCAGCAGAACUCAACCUUUUAUGAGUUCCGCACCUAUUACAUCCAGCCGCAUCUCAACGCCGCCUUCCUCAAACUGACCAGUGAGAAGAUCCAUCUGCGGACAGCCCACUCAGAGCUCGUUGGUUAUUGGAGUGUGGAAUAUGGGGGUCUUAAUCAGGUUUUCCACAUCUGGAAGUAUGAUAGCUAUGCCCAGCGGGCAUCUGUGCGGGCAGCCCUGGCUCAAGACCCCAACUGGAUUGAGCAGUACAUCUCUAAAGCGAUGCCCAUGCUGAGCUCUCAGGACAACGAGGUGACGUACCUCGUACCCUGGAGCAAAAUUCAAAAGCCACCCAAAGAUGGAGGAAUUUUUGAGCUGGUCACCUUCCAGAUGAAGCCGGGUGGUCCAGCGGUGUGGGGCAAGGCGUUUCAGGUAGCGGUGGGCACCCACACAGGGUCAGGAUACACCCAUGCAGUUGGGGUUUUUCACUCUGAAUUUGGACAGCUCAAUCAAGUGCAUGUUUUAUGGUGGUAUGAGAGCGCAGACCAGCGGGCAGCGAUACGGCAUAAAUCUCAUGAAGAUGCCAGAGUGGUGGCGGCAGUAAGGGAGAGUGCAGCAUACUUGGUGUCACAGAAGAACAAACUCUUGUUCCCCUGUGCUUUCUCACCAAUGAAAUAACAUGGCUUCAUGCUUUGACUCCAAACUCAGCAAAAUGUGGAGUGAAAUUUUAUUGAUGCAGUGCAUGAGAUAAGUAAACUGAAACAAGAACAAAAGAUUGAAUUCUAGAAAGUUCCUUAAAAUGUUUUUGCUGAUGGUCAAAUGAAUGUGAAUCAAAAUAAUGCUUUGCGUCUCAUUACAAACUACUGCAGAUA
Labeo rohita (rohu) is the source of this 1054-nucleotide messenger RNA. RefSeq names its product nipsnap homolog 3A (C. elegans) (gene nipsnap3a). Lineage: Eukaryota; Metazoa; Chordata; Actinopteri; Cypriniformes; Cyprinidae. Bases 99 to 860 code for a protein of 253 amino acids. The record is from RefSeq and is a predicted model, not a curated record. Gene Ontology annotation, cellular component: mitochondrion. The transcript has 6 exons.